Molecule: messenger RNA, 555 nt
Organism: Colletotrichum godetiae
Lineage: Eukaryota; Fungi; Ascomycota; Sordariomycetes; Glomerellales; Glomerellaceae
Exons: 3
Coding region: 1-555 (184 amino acids)
Source: RefSeq, a predicted model, not a curated record
AUGUCUCUUGACGAAUCUGGCUCAGGGGCGGCAAGGCGCGGGGGGCGCGUUCAAUUGACGUAUGCACCCCGACUCUCCGAGUCCUUCUCCCGGGACGACGACACCAAGUGCGGAAGAACGCGUGGGAAGGGAUUAUUUUCUUGGGAAUUGUCGUACACGGAAAAGCGCUCUCAGCCCUUGGCACGAGGGCAACGGCAGCUAGGCGUGCUAAGCCAUCCAAGGGCUCGUGAAGACUUUCCCGAACUGUCCGCCGCGAGCAGUGAUCCGAAUCGAGAUUCUUCUCCCGCCGCUCUCGUGUUGAGUCUAGCGUCAAACCUAACAAUGCAGACUGAGGCGAUCGAUUAUGAAAGAUUUUCGCAACACACGGGCUGUAGAUCCGAUCCAACCUCCGACACGCAGAUUCAAGUCGUCGAGAAUGUGAGACGCGGCACCGCUUGUGCUACAGGAAUUCAGAAAGGGGAUAGAACCAGCAAAAAGAAAGAAUGCGCAAACAGGCCACCUCGUAAUCUCGUGUGGAAUAGAGUUCCUCGUCCGCGGACCGUGCCUCUUGCCUGA